Ochlerotatus camptorhynchus is the source of this 817-nucleotide messenger RNA. RefSeq lists its product as uncharacterized. The record is from RefSeq and is a predicted model, not a curated record. The transcript is spliced from 2 exons. The coding region runs from base 206 to 817 and encodes 203 amino acids. NCBI's taxonomy places the organism in Eukaryota, Metazoa, Arthropoda, Insecta, Diptera, Culicidae.
UUCAUGCGGGUUGCUUUUCGCUGUCUUUAUUUUGUUCAAUUGAAUGAACCCUCAUUCAUUCGAACCACCAUUCAUACAGUUCAUCGAGUUUUACUCUUGUCAAAUGAAAAGGCAAGUCUAUCAAUUGACUUACUGAUCACGAUUCAAUUGAUCUUCGCGUGGUAGUGCUAAACGUUAAGAUUUGGUUCAAAGUAGAAUCCCAAGAAUGGAAAGCCAAAAAAGAAAAACUGAAAAUUCUAAAAGUUUUGCCGAAAUCACAGCCCAAUUCGUGCAAAAAGACGGAGAACGGGUGUACUGCCGGAUUGAAGGCAACAACAAGUGCACAUACAUCCAAUCAAAAUACGAUGCCGGAAACUUUAUCCGUCAUUUUCGGACUCGUCACACAAACCUGGCUAAAGAGCACGGUUUGAUAAGUGAACAUCAGUGCUGGAAAGCCUCUAAAAAACCUCGAAUUAUCCCUAAAAAAUCAGUUCCAAUUGACAAACAGUUGCUCGUGGAUUCAGCCAUAAAACUCGUAACCUACCAUCAUCUUCCACUGUCGUGUUUCCAGUGGGAAGGCCUUAGACAGCUACUGGAUCCCUUAGAAGCAGCUGUGGGAAUCAAGCUGAACCGAUCAAACGCAACAGUACACAUUGAGCAAGCAGCAUCUAAAAUCCGGACAACCAUGGCAAUCGAAAUGAAAACCAGACUGUUAUGCUUAAUGAUCGACUCAGCCUCUCGACUUAACCAUCAUGUUCUGGGGAUUCUAGUGCAAUUCGCUGUGGGUGACACAAUUGUAACCAGAACACUAGGUGAGAAGAUCUAUAAUUAUUUUUGA